AAGUCAGCUCUGUUUAUGUAACGGUGUUUUCCUCUGUACUGUUCAGAUCUGCGGCGGUUUCGAAGAGCUCAGAGCUAGGAUCUGAAAUAAAAACAUGUUUCUGAAGGUUGUAGCUCCACUUCUGGCGGUCUUCAUGACCGUAACCAGUAACAUGAUAACAGGAGGCUGGAGGGAUGCGGACGUGAACAGUGAUGAUGUCCAGAAUGCCCUGAAUUUCGCCGUCACUGAGCACAACAAAGCGAGCAACGACUUGUACCUGAGUCAGGUUUCGAAGGUGAUCAAGGCACAGAAGCAGGUUGUUUCUGGUAUGAACUAUUUAUUCACCAUUGAGAUGGCCAGGACGUCCUGCAAAAAAGGUGGUAUUGAGAAGGUGUGUGGAGUCCAUCCAGACCCAAAUGUUGCAAAGCCCCGUGUAUGCCGCCUGAUGGUGUGGAAUCAGCCCUGGACAAACACCAUCAAACUUUUGCAGAAUACCUGCAAGUAGAAGUCCAAUCACAGAUUUGGUGUGGCCUUCUGAGCAACUGCAAUAACUGGUUUCUCCUACAGAAAUAUUUUAACUUGCAUGAACAUGUUUAACUCUUCUAAUCAUUAGUUUACAUGUAGUGUCUAGUUGUCAGCAUAUUACUAUAAGAAUGCUUCACAAGCUUAAGCAAUAAUGUUCAAAUGUAUGAACUUUUUGUAUACUUUUAAAAGAUGAAUGAAAAUAAAAUUUGUGCAAGAGUA
Hemibagrus wyckioides is the source of this 723-nucleotide messenger RNA. RefSeq names its product cystatin-like. Bases 95 to 484 code for a protein of 129 amino acids. The transcript has 3 exons. Gene Ontology annotation, molecular function: cysteine-type endopeptidase inhibitor activity. The record is from RefSeq and is a predicted model, not a curated record. Lineage: Eukaryota; Metazoa; Chordata; Actinopteri; Siluriformes; Bagridae.